GCUAUCAGCCGUCCGAGAGAGCUGAGGCCUCUUGCACCAAACUACCUAGCUAGGUAAAAUCGAAAAACCGGUUUCAGAAUAAGCUAAUCAAACGGUGGUAAAUUUGUUUGCAAUAGCCCAAUACAUAAUCCUACAGGUGCUUGGUAAAUUUUACACGCAAAUUGUCACAUUUGAGUCUUGGAUUGGGUAUACGAUGCAAAAUAAUCCAAGCAUUGGUGCAAGAGGAUUUUGGUGCAAGAGGCCUCUGUUAGGUUUUCAGCUCUUUUUUCAAGUAAUUUAGCCACUGAACUGAAUUUAGCCGAUCGCCGAUCAUUUUCUCAAGAUUUAAAACAAAGCAAAGAUCUGAAGUGGAGGAUCGUAUGGUACUUGAUUUCUUCAUUUGUCAUCUCUGCAUUUCAGUGGUGGUUGCAAAUACUCAGUUGGCCCGCCGAGAUGCUGACCGGCUGCUGCGCGCGCCUGCUGCGCCGGGCGGCGGCCGUGCCGCGGGUGCCUCCGGUGACGGCCGGCGCCCUCCGGCUGGUGGACGCAGGCCCCGUCCCGCCGCCGCCGCCGCCUCCGCCGUCUCUGACCCUGCUGCUGUGCCGCUCCGGGCACCGGCUGGCCGUGCCGCCGGGCGUCCCCGCGGCGCCCUGCUGUGGACCGCUCUCCUCGCCGUCCACCUGCGGCCCGGCGGCCCCUUCACCGGGCCGCUGCGUCCGUCAGUCGGCCCGGCUGUCCACCGCCGUCCGGACGGCAGCCUGCCCGGCCUUCCAGUGGAGGAGUCUCAGCGACCAGUCCACUCGGGAACACAGCGACGAGCCGGCCCGGGAACACAGCGACCAGCCGCCGCGCAGCAUGGUGGAAGACGUGCGGCGCACCGGGCAGCAGAUGCGCUCCACGGUCCGGCGCAUGGUCUCGCAUGAGAACAUUUACACGGUGCCAAACGCGCUGUGCGUGACGCGGAUCGCGCUGACGCCCGCCAUCGGGUGGCUGGUGGCGGCCGAGGCCUACGAGCCGGCGCUGGCCUGCUUCAUCGUGGCAGGGGUGACCGAUCUGCUGGACGGCUGGAUCGCGCGCACAUUCCCCGGACAGUCGUCGCUGCUGGGCAGCUUCCUGGACCCGCUGGCCGACAAGCUGCUGGUGGCCACGCUGUUCCUGUCGCUGACCUACACGGGUCUGAUCCCGCUCGGACUGACGGUGCUCACUGUGGCGCGCGACCUGGGACUGAUCGUCGCCGCCGCCUGGGUGCGGCACCGCUCCGUCCCGCCGCCGGUGACGCUGUCGCGCUACUUUGACCCGACGUUCGCCACCGCCCAGCUGGAGCCCACGUUCAUCAGCAAGGUGAACACGUUCCUACAGAUCACACUGGUGGCCUCGACGCUGGCCGCUCCCGUGCUGGGCUUCGUGGACCACACGGCUCUCAGAGUGCUCUGGUGUGUGACAGCCGGCACCACUGUCACCUCGGGAAUGGUAUACGCCCUGCUACAGAGCUCCACCUACCGGCUUCUGGACAAAGAGGACGCCAAACGGCCGCGCUGACGGCAACUCCAGCGGCAAACGGCCGCGCUGACGGCAAAUCCAGCGGCAAACGGCCGCCCUGGCCGCAGCUACAGACGGCAAACGGCCGCGCUGACGGCUACUCCAGCGGCAAACGGCCGCACUGACGGCAACUAAAGACGGCAAACGGCCGCCCUGACGGCAACUACAGACGGCAAACGGCCGCCCUGACGGCAACUGCAGACGCCAAAUGGCCGCCCUGGCCGCAGCUGCUGCGGCGAGGAACCGAGGGCUGAGUCAGCCGACGGCGGGGCGGACGGGACACCCCCGACUCCACUGUAAACGAGGAUCGAAACCGACUGAGCAGGACUUAGCGAACUGACAUUCUGGGGGGGCUGGCUUAUUGACGCGGCGUAGCCUGAUCAUGGCCGACAGACAGACUGAUAGACUGACAGACCGGCUGAUAACCUGGCGGACUGACACAGUGACAGUCUGUCGAACUGACAAUGUGACAGUCUGGUGAACAGACUGACUGACAGAUAGGUAGCCUGGCAGAUUGAUACUGACAGUGACAGGCGACUGACGGUCUGGCGAAGUGACGCCGACAGCCCGGCAGUCCGGUCCAACCGACAAUCAUCCUUAGUUGACGCUCGCCCUCAGACAAGGACAUAAAGAGUCGGAUCACAGCCCGGCUGCCGGCGCCGUGACUCGCCCGGCUACAGGCACAUGACUCACGGCCAUGAGGUGCAUUCACCCGGUACUGGGAGCUGACGUGCACGGCCCGGCGCGGUGUUCAUUAUGCAUUAUGCAGACGGCCGUGUCGGGCGGCUGUGCAAGGGAGCCCGCCGGCCGGCCGGACGCUGACUGCGGCAUGUGUUCGGCGUGACGGCGCCCAGCUGCCGCCGGGGCACUGCUUAGGGUGCCAGCCGGGAGUCGGGCCUGGCUCAGCGCCGCGGGUUAGAGCCGCCGGCGCCCGAGCCACUCACUACCAACGUGCCCAAACAGUCCAGCUGUAGUGAGUGCACGGCAGGUAGCCUAUGUGCAAGUGCGAGCGUUUUGGACGCAUAUUUUCCGCGGCAUCGAUGUUGUGUGCAAUCACCUAUACUGUACCACGAGCUUGCUGUUUGGA
Messenger RNA from Amphibalanus amphitrite, 2605 nucleotides. RefSeq names its product probable cardiolipin synthase (CMP-forming). Gene Ontology annotation, cellular component: membrane; mitochondrion. The coding region runs from base 433 to 1518 and encodes 361 amino acids. The transcript has 6 exons. Gene Ontology annotation, biological process: cardiolipin biosynthetic process. NCBI's taxonomy places the organism in Eukaryota, Metazoa, Arthropoda, Thecostraca, Balanomorpha, Balanidae. Gene Ontology annotation, molecular function: cardiolipin synthase activity. The record is from RefSeq and is a predicted model, not a curated record.